Messenger RNA from Caenorhabditis briggsae, 990 nucleotides. The record is from RefSeq and is a predicted model, not a curated record. The coding region runs from base 1 to 990 and encodes 329 amino acids. Lineage: Eukaryota; Metazoa; Nematoda; Chromadorea; Rhabditida; Rhabditidae. The transcript has 2 exons.
AUGAACAUAUAUAAUAUUCCUCCAACUGCCAAAGCGGCUGCGCGUAAAACCGGAAGAAGGAUCAAAAAUACUGAAAACCAAUUCGAUUUUUCCAAGUCCGAAACUCAAAAAGACGUGGAGCAUAAAAUUCUUCUGGAUGCUUUCAUGAGCAAAGAAAAACAAAGGUCACAACUAGAGAAGGAGCUGGCAGAAGUUAACAAAUUAAACGCUAGUCAUCAAACACAGAUCGCCUGCCAACAGCAGCAAAUUGCGAUGCUGAUUGUCACAUAUCAGGGAAGUCAAUAUGAAAAUGCUCCAGAAAGGGAUGAUGCGUCAUUGAAAAAGAAAAUUACCAAUCUCCAAGAUCAAAACAAUCAACUCCGCGAUAAGAUUUGGCAACUUUAUAAAAAAAUCAAGGAGAAAAACUGUGAGAUUAAUAAUAUUCAGUUCGAGAACAAAAAGGAACUCAAAAUGAUAAGAGAGAAACAUCGAGCUGAUUUGAAAAAUACAAAAAAGAAAUUGAAGGAAAAGUAUGCAAGAAAGUUCGAGCGAUUUCAAACAUUUGCCAAGAAAACGGAGGAAUUUGACGACGAGUACUUUUCUUGCUCCGAAGACUUUGACGACGAUUCGAAGGUUCCAGAAAACCUGAAAAAACAAUCAACAGCUCAAAUAGAAACUGAAAAAUCAUUGGAAGCAGUUCUACAAGAGUUGUCAGUGACCAAGAAUUUUCUCAACACUGCUAGCGCAAUGUUGGACAUUCAGAGAGAAAGCAUGUCUCUUUAUUUGGACUAUACUGACAUUGAGAUCCAGAAUAUUGAGGCAUCCAACAGUGCACUCCGGAACACGUACCAAUGCCGAAUUAAAGCUGACGAGGAGAACAUCAAGAAGCUGAUGGAGGAGAAUAAAGCUCUCCGAGCCAAUAUGACACAGAAUAAAAUGGAGCAUCAAUUAGAAAUUGCCAACUUGCAAAACCGCCUGUCCGAUGCCUAUGGAUUCAACAAGUGGGAGUGA